AUACCGUUAAAUCCAAAGAAGAAAGAAAACCACCACACAGGAAAUCACAAGGUUCCUUCCUUCUCCUCUGUUCCUCAUCGUCCUCAUCACAAAUCCAAACAACGAUCGACAAAUCGAGAUUAACACAAUCUCAACACACGUUCCUGUCUCUGUCACAAGCAAAUCGAAAACCCUAAUUUCUCUUGUGAUGUUGGCAGAUUGGAUUUGGAGCAGUGAAUCAACGUUCAGUUGAGGACGGAUGAACAACCCUAGGAGCAGGAUCAUCAUAGAUGCUUGUCUCUGGAGUAUCAUGGGAUCUCAAGUGGCUACUGCAGUUUGUGAUCUCCGCGUUUGUGGUGGUUCUUGGAUUGCACACUCUCGUCAAGAAUACGGCGUCAAAGUACUUUGAGGUCGACGCCAAUUUCGACGCCAUGCCUGGCCUUCUCAUGGAUGAUACCGUUUGUGUCCUCUGCCGCAAAAACGCCACCAAGAAGUGCUCUCGCUGCAAAUCCGUUCGAUACUGCUCAGAAGCAUGCCAACAGUUGCAUUGGAAAUCUGAACAUAAGAUGAAAUGCAAGGCUUUACAGAGCAACAGUGCAAUAAGCUUGGCUAAAGCUUCCGCAGCUGUGAAUAAAACCACAUCUUCAAUUUCCCUGAUCCCGCAAUGUGGUCGUGGAACUUUCAGGCCUAUCAAGCAGCCUAAAAAUCCUCUCUUUCCUUAUGAUGAGUUUGUCAAAUUGUUUAACUGGGACAAGCCAGGAUUUCCUCCCUGUGGACUCUUGAAUUGUGGAAACAGCUGCUUUGCGAAUGUGGUUCUCCAAUGUCUUUCAUUCACAAAGCCACUUAUUGCCUACUUGUUGGAGAAGGGUCACCGCAAAGAAUGCUGCCAUAAUGAUUGGUGCUUUCUAUGUGAAUUUGAAAUCCAUGUUGAAAGGGCAAGGCUAAGUUCACAAGCGUUUUCUCCUAUGAAUAUUCUGUCUCGUUUGCCUAAUAUUUCGGGUACACUGGAUUGUGGAAGACAAGAGGAUGCUCAUGAGUUCAUGAGGUUUGCCAUUGAUACUAUGCAAUCUAUUUGCCUUGAGGAAUUUGGUGGAGAAAAAGCUGUGCCUCCUAACCUUCAAGAAACAACCCUUAUUCAACACAUUUUUGGUGGACACCUUCAAUCUGAGGUGAUUUGCACAGAAUGUGAGAAGAAUUCAAAUCAGUAUGAAAAUAUGAUGGACUUGACAGUUGAAAUUCAUGGAGAUGCUGCUUCCUUGGAGGAAUGUCUAGACCAGUUUACUGUUAAGGAGUGGCUUCAUGGGGAUAAUAUGUAUAAAUGUGAUGGGUGCAAAGGUUAUGUCAAGGCAUGGAAACGUCUCACAGUGAAACGGGCUCCAAAUAUUCUUACUAUUGCCUUAAAAAGAUUUCAGAGUGGGAGUUUUGGAAAACUUAACAAGAGAGUAACUUUCCCCGAGACUUUGGAUCUUAGCCCUUACACAAGUGAUGUUGGAGAUGGAUCUGACAUCUAUAAGCUUUAUGCCGUUGUAGUCCAUAUUGAUAUGCUGAAUGCUUCAUUUUUUGGUCAUUACAUCUGCUACAUCAAGGAUUUCCAAGGAAACUGGUAUAGAAUUGAUGAUUGGAAGGUUAUGGGUGUGGAAUUGGAGGAGGUGCUUUCUCAGGGCGCAUACAUGCUGCUGUAUAGCAGGGUUAAUGCACGACCCUCAGGACUUCAAAGUAUUGAAUCUUCAGAGGCGGCAGAUAUGAAAACAUUCGAAGUGGGAGUGCAGCCUGGCUCUUCUAAACAAGCUGAGUGCUUUUCAGAUACGAAUACUGCGACUUACAGCAAAGGGUGUGAGGCUCUUCCAUUUGGUAUUAGUCCAGAGUUGAAGAUUUCUGCCAGUGAAUCUGUGUCUUUGACCGAAAUGAGCUGUGGUGCAAAAAGCGAGCAUUCUAAUGAUAUGGAUGUUGAGGUUGCAAAUGAAACUUCCUCUAGUGGCGUUGAAUCAUCUUAUAUCUGCAGUUCUCAAGCUGCCGAACAUUGGGGGGAUAUAGAUAUUACCAGAUCAAAUCCAUGCUCAUCUGUUUUAGGAGAGAUUUCAGGCUGUAAAAAAGAGCAAGAUGAUAGUGAUAUGGCUAAAUCUGCUCCUUCUCUAGUUUUGCCAAAUGGCUUCUCGGGCUUUGAUAAGGAUUCUUAUGUUUCAGAGGAUUAUCAGAACUUAAGGGGAGAUUCAGAACAUGUAGAUGCGAUUGAGUGCAAGUCAAUUGCAGCAAAAGACAAUGUGAAGCUUAGCAAUGGGUAUGCCAGUUCAAACAUACAUGAUAUGCCUGUUGAAGAUGGUGGUGCUGUAUUUUCUGGGGUCGGUUCUUGUUCGAGUGAAACAUCCUCAGCUGAGAUGCAUCAAUUGAAGCGGAGAUUGCCAUUUUACAGUUCUGAAGCUGAGGAAGGAAAUGAACUCAAUAAAAUGGAAUCAGCAGGGAACAAGUUAAUAAAGUAGGUGCAGCUAUUUAUAUUAUUUGUUCAUAUCAAUUUGAUAACCCCAUCAUCAGAAAGAGAGAUGGUGAGUUGGGAAAUUUUUGUCUGGGGUUUCAUUAUUUGCUGGAACCUUGGACCUCAUUGUAACAUUGUUGAUGGAUUCUCUAAUUUUAUUUUAGUGAUAGAAUUAACUGCUUAACCCUAA
Messenger RNA from Lotus japonicus, 2639 nucleotides. RefSeq names its product ubiquitin carboxyl-terminal hydrolase 18-like. Gene Ontology annotation, biological process: protein deubiquitination. The coding region runs from base 270 to 2456 and encodes 728 amino acids. Gene Ontology annotation, cellular component: cytosol; nucleus. NCBI's taxonomy places the organism in Eukaryota, Viridiplantae, Streptophyta, Magnoliopsida, Fabales, Fabaceae. The transcript has 11 exons. The record is from RefSeq and is a predicted model, not a curated record. Gene Ontology annotation, molecular function: cysteine-type endopeptidase activity; cysteine-type deubiquitinase activity.